CCCCAUCCGAUUGACUUAAAUAUCACCUUAUUCCUCAUACCUGGUCCAGAUCUGAUCUGAUUCUCAUCCCUCCCUCAUCUCCCCAUCAGACUUACUGCAGUAUGUCUCCCUCAAAAGUGUCGACCAUCGAGUUCGACAAGUUCUACAACAUUGUCGACGGCAAGCGGCGCGGCAGUGACAAUGUGCACCACGGCAUCAACCCCGCCACCGGCCAGGAGAACUGGCCCGUCCCCAUUGGUAGCGAGCAGGACCUAAAUGACGCCGUUGAGGCCGCAAAGAAGGCCUUCCCCGCGUGGAGGGAUACGCCGCUUCAGAAGAGGAAGGAAACCCUGCUCAAGUUCUGCGACUACUUCAGUCAAUUCACAGACGACCUCACCACCCUGCUUUGCAAGGAGACGGGCAAGCCGAGGAAGUUCGCCGCCAUCGAAGUCGGCGGCAUCGUUGGAUUUAUCCAGUACCACUGCUCACUGGACAUCCCCGUGGAUACGGUCGAUGAUGAUGAAAAGACCAUUUACACCGAGUAUACCCCGCUCGGUGUUUGCGCAGGUAUCAUCCCCUGGAACUUCCCCUUGGUCCUGUCCAUCGGCAAGGUCGCCCCUGCCCUUUUGACCGGCAAUGCCAUCAUCAUCAAGCCAUCGCCUUUCACCCCCUACACCGGCCUCAAAGUGGUCGAGAUCAUGCAGGAAUUCUUCGCUCCGGGUCUCGUCCAGGCAGUAGGCGGCAACAAUGAGCUCGGCGCCCAGAUGUGCGCUCAUCCGGACAUUGCCAAGAUCUCUUUCACUGGUUCCAUCGCAACUGGCAAGAAGGUCAUGGAAACCUCGGCCAAGACGUUGAAGCGUGUCACCCUCGAGCUCGGUGGCAACGAUGCUUCCAUCAUCUUGCCCGAUGUUGACAUCAAGAAGGUUGCCCCUGAAGUCGUCAUGGGUGCUUUCCAGAACUCGGGCCAGGUCUGCGUCGCCACAAAGCGAAUCUACAUCCACGAGUCCAUCUACAAGGAGUUCCUGGAGGAGAUGGUCAAGUUUACAAAGUCCAUCAAGGUCGGAAGCCCCGACGACGGCGACAACCUGCUCGGCCCUGUGCAGAACCCUAUGCAGUACGAGAAGGUCAAGGAGUUCUUCGCCGACACCAAAGCCAAGGGCUACAAGUUCGCCGUCGGCGAGCCCGACGUCGCGUCCGGCAAGGGCUUCUUCAUCCAGCCGGCCAUCAUCGACAACCCGCCCAACGACUCCCGCAUCGUUGCCGAGGAGCCCUUUGGCCCCAUCGUUCCUACGCAACCGUGGUCAGAUCUCGACGAAGUUGUUGCGCGCGCCAACGACACCAAGAUGGGUCUCGGUGCCUGCGUCUGGGGCAAGGAUGUCGAGAAGGCGUCGCAGGUCGCGCGCCGCCUCGAAGCUGGCUCCGUCUUUGUCAACUCGUGGGAGAAGCCGACGCCGCAGGCCAUCUUUGGCGGGCACAAGGAGUCCGGCAUUGGUGGCGAGUGGGGCAAGACUGGGCUCCUCGCGUUCAUGAACGCACACGUCAUCCACGUGUACAAGUCAUAAGCGUAGGACGGGGCGAGGGGCUCGGCGAGAAUGUACGCAUACGUUGGUGCAGAACGGAACUGCUUCGGCACUGUGGAGACUGCACGCUGGAUUAGGGUAUAUUCCUACUGUAGGACUAGCAAAUGAGAACAUGAACCAAUGGUGUUUGCUUGUGUAACAUGUAUGCGAGUAAGCACGGUACUCCACUGCAGAAGGAAGCCUUCUCUGGAACUUCCCAACUCGGCAGUAUUUUGCGGUUGUCGAAGGCCGGGGCAACGUUCAAUCGUGUGCGUACGUGCCUGAACGUUAGUGUCCAA
Molecule: messenger RNA, 1837 nt
Organism: Paraphaeosphaeria sporulosa
Lineage: Eukaryota; Fungi; Ascomycota; Dothideomycetes; Pleosporales; Didymosphaeriaceae
Product: aldehyde dehydrogenase
Exons: 3
Coding region: 102-1541 (479 amino acids)
Molecular function (GO): aldehyde dehydrogenase (NAD+) activity
Source: RefSeq, a predicted model, not a curated record